CCACUCUUGGGGCAUGGGGAUUCUCUUGGGAAUAUAUUUGACAGCUACGGCACAAUUACUUGCCUGUUUCCAGUUGUGCCAAAGUCACUGGUUUGCAGAUGGUGCUAAGGUCAGGCCUGAAGCAUUCUUUAUGUGCAAAGGCCAUUUUAGAGAAGGUCUGCAGGGCAGAGCAAGCUACACACCAGUGAAUGUGGGCAAAGGGCACCCUGAGAAGCAAAGAUUCUAGUGUUGAAUAUAAGCAAAGCUGCAAAAUAAAAUGGGAGUAUUUCAUUUUUCCUGGUUCCCCUUCUGGUUGUAUCUCACAGCCCUCUCAUUCUCAAAUUUUCUGCUCAUUGAUAUCAGUGUUUCUGCAACUUGUUUUCGCAUGACUCCUCCUUUUGGUCUCCUGGUCUCAGAGACCAAGGCAUUCAGAGUCCUUCACAGCUUUAUCCUUCAGAAGCCAGGAAUUGAGAAACAGCUGCAAUUCCUGGCCAUGAGUGUUAAGCAACAGCUAAUUACCCCUCUUUGCUCCAUAUUCCACAUGGUUUUUAUUCUCCUGCCAUGGCCUGUAGGAACUGAACUGCGUGCUCACUGGUCAUGGGAGCUCUUCAUUUGUCUUGGAGCAUUCCUAUGACUUUCAUGCUCCAAGCAGGGCUUCCUGUCCUAGGCUGCAGUUGGAGCAGUGUAAGGUUGUGGCACUGAAGUGUUCCACCUCCCUGUGUGUAAUUGCCAAGGUGAGGAUGGGAGACAUUCUCCUGAAACUAUUGGAAUGUAUAUGGAGCUGGAUUAAAGUCUAUGGGCUCUGUGCUCCGAUGAGAUGUUGUGCCACGUUUGUGUGUCUCUGCUUACAGUCUGUGAUGUAUUUCCAUUGCAGCUAGAUCUGUGCUGCUUUGUGCAAGGUGGCUGAAGAGAACUUAGAGCCAAAGGACGUGGAGUUUUUUCAGAAUGAGAUGAAGAAAGGGAGAGAAGAGAAAACAUCCUUGCAGCUGCCUCCACAGACAGUUGAGCCCAGGGAUGCAGCUGAAGCAAGCUUUACCCAACCACCUGUCAAUGGCACAGCUUCCAGUGUGCAGAGAAAACAGCCUGGUAAUGCCUUGAGGAAGAAGGUCUUGAGGAAGCAGGACAAGGUGCCCAGUAUGUCCAUGGUCCAUGAGGAAGACAGAGUCCCAUGCAACUCCUCAGUGACCUCGCAGACGGCCCCUGGUGCCGAGUGCCGAGAGGAGCUGCUCCGUGGGCAUGGGCACAAGGACACAGCCUCUGCUGAGCCACAGCAGUCCUUGCUCCAGGCACUCUCCUUGCUCGGCAGCCAUGACUGGGAGAAGAAGGAGAAGGGACUCUUCAGCAUCAAACACCUGGCUGAGUCCCAUUCAGAAGUCCUGCUCUCUAGACUUGGUGACAUUUGCUUGGCAGUUACCAGCGAGGUGACCAACCUGCGCACAAAGGUGUCCUACUCGGCCAUUGUCACUCUGGGAGAGUUUUUUGUGACCUUGAAGAAGGACAUGGACUCUGAGGUGGAUGAGGUGGCUCGGGUCCUUCUCCAGGUGCUGUGUAACUGCCCAGAGUUUGUUGAGAAAGCAGCCAGUCAGACCCUGGGGAUGAUGGUGGAGAAUGUGACUCCUGCACGAGCAGUGACUGCUCUCCUGGACAGUGGAGUCAGGUAGGUUCUCCUUCUCUUAGUGAUAUUCUUCACCUUCUAGGGUGCAGGUGGGGGAAGGGAUGAGAGAAAGAAUGGGAAUGGUGGGAGGGAAGGGUCCUGUAUCCUGCAUGUU
Molecule: messenger RNA, 1748 nt
Organism: Catharus ustulatus (Swainson's thrush)
Lineage: Eukaryota; Metazoa; Chordata; Aves; Passeriformes; Turdidae
Product: TOG array regulator of axonemal microtubules protein 2-like
Exons: 5
Coding region: 930-1640 (236 amino acids)
Biological process (GO): microtubule cytoskeleton organization
Cellular component (GO): cilium; cytoplasmic microtubule
Molecular function (GO): microtubule binding
Source: RefSeq, a predicted model, not a curated record